UCACCAAAAGCCAACAAACUUCUCUGUUCGGUGGAUCUAAAUUUUGGUCAACUUUCGGGAUCGAAUGGACCUUGAGCAAAGAUGGGAAAAUAGUUCCAAGGACAUAGUGUGCUCGCCGUGGAGAGUAUAAAUAGUUGCCAUGUAGCAACACUCUGAAAUGACGAUUGGAAAUAUUACAGCAGAGCCCUCACAUCCAACCGAUUUAUUUUUACUUCAAGGGAAAACUACACAUGCGAUGUGAAGCGCUUCGUCGCAGUUUGGCUCUCAGCGAGUGCAGCUUUUCAGAGCAUCAGAGAUCUUGCCGGUGACAUUUCCCCCCCUCCGUCAAGGAAGAAGCUCGAGUGAGGAAGCGAAUAUGCUGUCGGAUAGGCAGCUGGUGGUUGUGCAGUUCAGAUCUUGGCUUGAGUAGAUGGACGAAGGGAGCGGCUGGAGCCGGGAACCAGGUCAACUAAUCCACAUUCAUAGAGCCUGCGGCGACAUAUAAUGGAUCGUUAUCCAUCUUCAAAGCUUUGAGUGCGAACUGAUGAGGUGGUUGACUUCUUCUUCAGCACACAGAGAGGAGAGACUUUUUUUCUGUCCACGGAAUCGGGACAGGUCGAGGAAGCAGGAACCAAAAGUGGUCAGAGGAACUACGUCGAGGAGUACAGCUAGGCUUGAAAGUAACAGCUAGGCAACAUCGAGUACGGCAGGGAAGGUGACCCAGAAGAGACAAGUUUGACUCGGAUCAAAACAAGAAACGGAAUCUGCCUCCUGCUUUCUCAUGACCAAUAUGUGUCUGGAUACUUGAGUAGACCAAACAAGUUACGAUCACCGUCUACUUUCUAUGAACUAACAUGGACAAAGUGGUCAUCAGUCUCCUGCUGCUGGGAAUCACGUUUACAACGGUCCAUGCAUGUCCCAAAUACUGUGCGUGCCAGAACCUCUCAGAAUCUCUGGGGACGCUUUGUCCCUCCAAAGGCCUCCUCUUUGUCCCGCCGGACAUUGAUCGGCACACUGUGGAACUACGACUGGGCGGCAACUUUAUCCUCAAGAUAACCACUCAGGACUUUGCCAACAUGACAGGUCUGGUAGACCUCACCUUGUCCCGUAACACGAUCAGCACUAUCCAGCCUUUUUCCUUCAUCGACCUGGAGACCCUGAGAUCUCUUCACCUUGACACCAACAGAUUGACUGAGCUGGGUCCAGAUGACCUCAAAGGUCUGAUCAACCUGCAGCAUCUGAUCCUCAACAACAAUCAGCUGAGUCGCAUCUCCAAAGCCGCCUUUGACGACCUGUUGCUGACACUUGAAGAUCUGGACUUGUCGUAUAACAACCUACGCAGUGUGCCUUGGGAAGCCAUCCGAAAGAUGGUCAACCUCCAUCAGAUGAGUCUGGACCAUAAUCUUAUCUCAUUCAUUGCUGAGGGGACUUUUACAGACCUGGAAAAAUUGGCUCGUUUGGACCUUACUUCCAACCGUUUGCAGAAGCUCCCACCGGACCCUAUCUUUGCACGCUCACAAACUAGCAUUGGCAUGAGUACUCCAUACAUACCACCAUUGUCCCUAAGCUUUGGUGGAAACCCAUUGCACUGCAACUGUGAGGUGCUUUGGCUUAGGAGGCUCGAACGAGAGGAUGACAUGGAAACCUGUGCUUCUCCUACAAGUGUGAAAGGACGCUACUUUUGGUCUGUCCAAGAGGAGGAAUUUGUUUGUGAGCCUCCCCUCAUCACACAGCAUACAAACAAAUUGCUCGUGCUAGAGGGCCAAACUGCUAGUCUCCGCUGCAAGGCAGUUGGAGAUCCAAUGCCAACUGUGCACUGGGUUGCCCCUGAUGACCGACUGAUCAGCAAUUCUUCUCGAGCAACUUUGUAUGAAAAUGGCACCCUUGAUAUCACAGUCACAACAUCCAAGGAUUAUGGUACAUUUACAUGCAUAGCUGCGAAUGCUGCUGGGGAAUCUACAGCCUCCAUAGAGCUCUCAAUCAUACAGCUCCCUCACCUCACAAAUGGUACAAACCGUACCACCCAGUCCAAGUCUGGUCUUUCAGACAUAACGAGCUCAACCAAGAUGAGUAAAGGGGAGCCUAAAACUAUUCCUGAGAAUGUGGUAUCUGUCUCAGAAGUGGCCUCAGCUUCAGCCCUGAUUAAGUGGACUGUAGGCAAAUCAACACCGAAGGUCAAAAUGUAUCAGCUUCAGUACAAUUGCUCUGAGGAUGAAGUUCUCAUUUACAGGAUGAUUCCCAUGACUAACAGAGCUUUCGUAGUCACCAAUCUUGUCCCGGGCAUGCAGUAUGAUCUGUGUGUAUUGGCCAUCUGGGAUGACAGUGCCACCACGCUCACAGCCACCAACAUUGUUGGCUGUGUCCAAUUCAUGACCACGGAUGACUAUCCCCAAUGCCAGUCUCUUCACAGUGGUUUCCUGGGUGGCACCAUGAUCUUGGUCAUUGGCGGAAUCAUUGUGGCCACGCUACUGGUGUUUAUCAUCAUCCUCAUGGUGCGCUAUAAGGUGACCAGCGGUAUCCAGACGAUAAAGUUACCCACUGUAAGUAAUACUUACUCACAGACCAAUGGGGGUAUGAACAGGUUCAACGGCGCCCCGCCACAAGUCAAGUCGGCCGUGGUGGUCAUGCGUGAGGAAAUGGUCGAGUUUAAAUGUGGAUCCCUUCAGAGCAGCAUCUCCUCAUCGUCAUCCUCCUCCAACUCACUGGAUAGUCAAACAGGAAGAAGGAUCGGUGACUGCUACAGUAUGCGGGGAGCUGAAUGCAGCACCCUUCCCAGCAGCAAAUUCCGUAGGCACCGGCACAGCCACAAACCACAACCAAACUUGGACCACCUUUUAGGAGCCUUCACCACAAUGGAGCUACGAGGGAUCACCAGAGACCGUCAAGGUGCAGCUGGCCCCUCCACCGCUUCCACUACCAUGACUCCAGGAGCCGUCGCGCCCCUUUCCGACAAAGAACCUCUACUUGGAAGAGCGGAGUCCACCACCAUGCUGGGCCGUCUGCUCGGGCUCCCCCAGGAAGGGAAACCCAAAAGGAGCCAUUCGUUUGACAUGGGUCAUGUGGGGUCGACACAGUGCCGUGGCAGCUAUCCUCGCAGGAUCAGUAACAUUUGGACGAAACGCAGUUUGUCAGUGAAUGGCAUGCUACUACAAUACGAUGACAAUGAGGAUGACAAGCCGAGUUUAGAGAGCUCUGAGUGGGUGAUGGAGAGCACGGUUUGAGUACUACUGGGCGGAUUGCACUGGGCCAAACAAUGCUAACUACUUAAUCUAAAUCAUAGACAUGAUCAAAAAGGGAGAACUGUUCCACAUGGGACCAGUUUUUGUGUAUUACAAUUCAACCGUGUCAUUUUUCAACAAAAUUCUGAACUCAAGACAGUCUUGGACUGUAUAUAGAAAAUAUUUCACCUGUCUUGAGUUUUGGCUUGCACAGAAAUGGUCUGGAAUACUUUCUCUCAACUUGGCACAUGAGAGUCUCACAAGAAAAGAGGAGAAACUCUGAGUGGAUUUACCGCGUCUUAUCAAAUGAAUUGACUGCCAAGUGGAUUUGCCGCAGUUAUGGUGAAUGGGGUGUACUUUUGUGUGACCCACUGCGUGAAAUAAGACUACUGCCACAGUUGAUCGGAGGACCACAGGAUCACAAUGGAGGGUGGG
This is a messenger RNA of Hippocampus comes (tiger tail seahorse), 3632 nucleotides long. RefSeq names its product leucine-rich repeat and fibronectin type-III domain-containing protein 2. The coding region runs from base 834 to 3200 and encodes 788 amino acids. The transcript is spliced from 6 exons. Gene Ontology annotation, cellular component: cell surface; postsynaptic density membrane. Gene Ontology annotation, molecular function: protein binding. The record is from RefSeq and is a predicted model, not a curated record. NCBI's taxonomy places the organism in Eukaryota, Metazoa, Chordata, Actinopteri, Syngnathiformes, Syngnathidae.